Messenger RNA from Rana temporaria (common frog), 6812 nucleotides. RefSeq names its product zinc finger protein 721-like. The record is from RefSeq and is a predicted model, not a curated record. The transcript has 8 exons. Bases 301 to 4695 code for a protein of 1464 amino acids. Gene Ontology annotation, biological process: negative regulation of transcription by RNA polymerase II; regulation of immune system process; regulation of cytokine production. NCBI's taxonomy places the organism in Eukaryota, Metazoa, Chordata, Amphibia, Anura, Ranidae.
CUCGGCUUAUACUCGAGUAUAUACGGUAUAUGAGAUACAAUUCUCAUGUAAUCUCUUAUUGGCAGGACCCAUUCUAGAUACUAUACCUUAUCUUUGGGGUUUAGGGUGAAGAACUUAAAGACAGACUGAGAAUGAAGACCUAAAAUGUCUUCUAAAUUAUGAGACAACAUUAUUCUUUGUAAGUUCCUUUUUACUAAAUAUUCUCUCAUCUUUGGGGUUUAGAAUGAAGAACUGAAAGUCAUCAAAGUUGAGUAUAAAGAAGAAGUAGAAGAGACGUUGGUGAGUGGAGAUCAGCAGUCUAUGGAGGAGGGAGGUCCUCUGUAUUCCCGGGAUUCCACCCAGGAACAUCACACCUAUACAGAGAAUGAUCAGGGUGAAGAACUGAAAUACAUCAAAGUUGAGGUUAAAGAGGAAGAAGAAGAGAGGUUGGUGAGUGGAGAUCAGCAGUCUAUGGAGGAGGGGGAGAUGAUUAUGGAAAGUAAACAGGAGGAAUCUUCUCUACAUACGGACACAAAUGGGGGCGGAGCCUGGAAUAUCUCCGAGGGACGUCUUAUUUUAUCUUCAGAUUACGACAUUGACCCGAACCUUCCCGGAGAUAAUGUCCUUCCUCAGACUAUACAGACAUCAAUGGAGUCCUCUGAUAGGUCACAUAUUGUAACCUCAACUAUGAAUUCAAGUUUGGGAAGGUCACCCGAUCCUUCUAAUCCCAGGGAAUCUUCAUACAGCCAUCAAGGCCUUACCACCGGAGAGAGUCCAAUGUCAUGUUCAGAGUGCGGGAAAUCCUUCACUCAUAAGGGAAAAUUUGUUAAACAUCAGAAAGUUCACAGGGGGGAGUAUGCUUUUUCAUGUUCAGAGUGCGGGAAAUCUUUCACUCAUAAAGGAGACCUUGCUAAACAUCAGAGAGUUCACACGGGUGAGCGUCCUUAUUCAUGUUCAGAGUGCGGGAAAUUUUUCAGUCGUAAAGAUAGCCUAAAUGGACACCAGAAAACUCACACAGGUGAGCGUCCCUAUUUAUGUACAGAGUGCGGGAAAUCUUUCAUUCAUAAAGGAGCCCUUGCUAAACAUCAGAGAACUCACACAGAUAAGCGUCCUUAUUUAUGUUCAGAGUGCGGGAAAUCUUUCACUCGUGAAGAAAGCCUAGAUGUACACCAGAGAAGUCACACGGGUGAGCGUCCUUAUUUAUGUUCAGAGUGCGGGAAAUCUUUCAUUCAUAAAGUAGACCUUUCUAAACAUCAGAGAGUUCACACAGGUCAGUGUCCUUUUUCAUGUUCAGAGUGCGGGAAAUCUUUCACUCAUAAAGGAGACUUUGCUAAACAUCAGAGAGUUCACACGGGUGAGCGUCCUUAUUCAUGCUCAGAGUGCGGGAAAUCGUUCGCUCGUAAAAAAAGUCUUGAUGUACACCAGAAAACUCACACGGGUGGGGGCCUUUAUUCGUGUUCAGAGUGCGGGAAAUCUUUCACUCGUAAAGAAAGUCUAGAUGUACACCAGAAAACUCACAUGGCUAAGCGUCUUUAUUUAUGUUCAGAGUGCGGGAAAUCUUUCACUCAUAAAGGAGACUUUGCUAAACAUCAGAGAGUUCACACAGGUGAGCGUCCUUAUUUAUGUUCAGUGUGCGGGAAAUCUUUCAGUCAUAAAGAAAGCCUAAAUGUACACCAAAAAACUCACACUGGCGAGCGUCCUUAUUUAUGUUCACAGUGCGGGAAAUCUUUCAGUCAUAAAGGAGGCCUUGCUAAACAUCAGAAAACUCACACAGGUGAGCGUUCUUACUCGUGUUCAGAGUGCGGGAAAACUUUCACUCAGAAAGGAAGCCUUGUUACACACCAGAAAAAAAUUCACACGGAUGUGCAUCCUUAUUCAUGUUUAGAAUGUGAGAAACGUUUCAUUCACAAAGGAGAACUUCUUAUACAUCAGAAAAGCCACACAGGUGAGCGCCCCUAUUCAUGUUCAGAGUGCGGGAAAAGUUUCAGCGAGAAAGCAAAACUUGAAAGACACCAGAAAACUCACACUGAUGAGAAACCUUUUUCAUGUCCAGAAUGUGGGAAAGGUUUUCUUCGGAAAGCUGACCUCCUUAUACACCAGAGAUAUCACACAGGGGAGCGUCCCUAUUUAUGUUCAGAGUGCGGGAAAUGUUUCACAGAGAAAAAAGUUCUUCUUAUUCACCAGAGAAUUCACACAGGGGUGCACCCUUAUUCAUGUUCAGAGUGUGGGAAACGUUUCAUUUGGAGAGCAGGAUUUUAUCAACAUUUGAAAAUUCACACAGGUGAGCGCCCCUAUUCAUGCCCAGAGUGCGGGAAACGUUUCAGUGUCAAAGGAAAGCUUCGUAGACACCAAAGAAUUCACACAGGAGAAAAGCCUUAUUCAUGUUUAGAGUGCGGAGAAUGUUUUGUUCGGAUAGAACUGCUUCAUAAACAUCAGAGUAUUCACACAGGUGAGAGUCCCUAUUCAUGUUCAGAGUGCGUAAAAUCUUUCACUUGUAAAGAACGUCUAGAUGUGCACCAGAAAACUCACAUGGGCGAGCGUCCUUAUUCAUGUUCAGAGUGCGGGAAAUCUUUCACUCAUAAAGGAGACUUUGCCAAACAUCAGAGAAUUCACACGGGGGAGCGUCCUUAUUCAUGUUCAGAGUGCGGGAAAUCUUUCAGUCGUAAAGAUAGCCUAAAUGGACACCAGAAAACUCACAUGGGCGAGCGUCCCUAUUCAUGUUCAGAUUGCGGGAAAUCUUUCAUUCGUAAAAAUGUCCUUGCUGAACAUCAGAGAGUUCACACAGGUGAGCGUCCUUAUUUAUGUUCAGAGUGCGGGAAAUCUUUCACUCGUAAAGAAAGCCUAGAUGUACACCAGAAAACACACACGGGUGAGCGUCCUUAUUCAUGUUCAGAGUGCGGGAAAUCUUUCACUCGUAAAGAACGUCUAGAUGUACACCAGAAAACUCACACGGGUGAGCGUCCUUAUUCAUGUUUAGAGUGCGGGAAAUCUUUCACUCGUAAAGAUAGUCUAGAUGUACACCAGAAAACUCACACGGGUGAACGUCCUUAUUCAUGUUCAGAGUGUGGGAAAUCCUUCACCGAGGAUGAAAAACUUAUUCGACACCAGAAAAUUCACACAAAAAACAGACCUUACAAGGGGACCACCAGAGGGCUCACUAAGACCCAUGUCCUUUUCUAUGCUUCAGACGUUGGGAAGCAAUUCACUUUGAAAGAAAUUAGGUGGAAGAAGGGUGAUGAACCGAACAAUGUCAAAGUUGAGGUAAAAGUUGAAAAAGAACAGACGUUGGUCAUGGAAGAUCAGCCGUCUGUGGAGGACGGUGGCCAUCUGUGUUUCCGGGAUUCCAUAAAGAAAGAUGACAAUCGUUUACACCAUGAUGAGAAGUCUACACAGGAAGAUCUCCAAUAUAUAGAGAAUGGGAGAUCAGGAGAUCAGCAGUCUAUGGAGGAGGGGGAGAUGAUUAUGAAAAGUAAACAGGAGGAAUCUUCUCUACAUAUAGACACAAGUGGACACUAUGUCUGGAAUAUCUCUGAGGGACAUCCUAUUGUAUCUCCAGAUUAUAACGGAAUCACACAAAGUUCUUCAGGAAAAACUUCUAUUACUCUAAAUAUACAUCAAAGACCUUCCCAAACAGAGGGAUCGAUGGAUCCCUCCGAUCCUAAAGAAUCAUCUAACCAAUCAGAUCUUGUUCCUCCAGAUAUCUCUAAAACCUCUCGAAGGGCUAAUAGAUCUAAAGGACCAUCUAAAGCCAUAGAAAGUUCUUUAAGCCGUAAAAGAACCCACACAGGAGACCGUUCAUUGUCGUGUUCAGUGUGCGGGAAAUCAUUUGCCGAAACCAGCACACUUUACAGGCACCAGAGAAUUCACACAGGUGAGCGUCCUCAUUCAUGUUCGGAGUGCGGGAAAAGAUUCUUUGAGAAAGGAAAACUUCUUACGCACCAAAGAAUUCACACGGGCGAACGUCCUUAUUUAUGUUCAGAGUGCGGGAAAUGUUUCACUGAGAAACAGUUGCUUCAAAAACACCAAAGAAUUCACACAGGUGAGCGUCCGUAUUCAUGUUCAGAGUGCGGGAAAAGUUUCAUUCAGAAAGGAAACUUUCUUAAGCACCAGCGGAGUCACACAGGUGAGCGUCCCUAUUCAUGUUCGGAAUGUGGGAAAAGAUUCAUUGUGAAAUAUGGACUUGUUAGACACCAGAGGAUUCACACAGGUGAGCGCCCUUAUAUAUGCUUAGUGUGCGGGAAAUGUUUGACAGAGAAAACAACAUUCCUUUUGCACCAGAGAAUUCACACGGGUGAGCUUCCAUAUUCAUGUUCAGAGUGUGGAAAAUGUUUUGCUGUAAAGAAAUCACUUCUUACACACCAGAGAAUUCAUACGGGCGUGCGUCCUUAUUCCUGUUUAGUGUGCGGGAAAUGUUUCAAUGUGAAAGACGGGCUUGUUAGGCAUCAGAGGAUUCACACGGGCGAGCGUCCCUAUCCGUGUUCAGAGUGCGGGAAGUGUUUAGUUGAGAAGGGAAGCCUUCUUAGACACCAGGGAUGUCACACGGGUGAGCGCCCUUAUUCGUGUUCAGAGUGCGGGAAAUGUUUCGGCGAAAAAGCAAGCCUUCUUAAACACCAGAGAAUUCACACGGGGGAGCGUCCUUUUUCAUGUUCAGAGUGCGGGAAAGGUUUCAUUCAGAGAGGAGACCUUCUUAAACACCAGCGAAUUCACACGGGUUAGCCCGCUUUUCAGCCUGUAGGAAGCAUUUAAUCUAUAAAAUAGUUUUGCUAAAGAGAGUCAAAAACAGCCUCAGCCCAGACUCCAUUCAGGCCAUGCCUCCAACGUGUUUCGCCCCACCCUUGAGGCUUAGUCAUGGAGGUCUUACCACAGAUACUGCUGGAGUUAACCCUGAAAGCCUCAGAUUUUUCCAGGGGAGGGUGGCUGAUAGGCUUAAUGGUAUACUAUGCCACUAUAAACCCCCAACAAAAGUUUGGGUUGCCGCUGCAGGUUCGUAUUGGUCCAGGCCCAGUAACUUACGGUGAGAGUGCAGGCUGGGGAAGAGCUUGUCUCGGCUCACUAAAUGCAAGCAUGAGGAAAGGAAAUGGCCCAGGUGCCGCACAUCCAACAAAACCCAGUGAUAUCUGUAGUGAAAAGCAGCCUCAGCCCACUCUCCAUCCAGACCAUGCCUCCAACAUGUUUCGCCCCACCCAGGAGGCUUAGUCAUGGAGGUCUUGAGCAGCUGAGGCUGCUUUCACUACAGAUACCACUGGGUUUAACCCUCAACCCUCAGAUUUUCCAGGGGAGAGGGGCAGAUAGGCCCAAUGGUAUACUUUGCCACUAUUAACUCACACCAAAAAUUCAGGGUGCCAGUCCAGGUCCGGUAACUCACGCUGAGAGUGCAGGCUGGGGAAGAGCUUGUCUCGGCUCACUCAAUGCAAGCACAAGGAAAGGAAAUGUCCCAGGUGCCGCAAAUCCAACAAAACCCAGUGAUAUCUGUAGUGAAAAGCAGCCUCAGCCCAGUCUCCAUCCAGGCCAUUCCUCCAACAUGUUUCGCCCCACCCAUGAGGCUUAGUCAUGGAGGUAUUGAGCAGCUGAGGCUGCUUUCAUUACAGAUACCACUGGGUUUAACCCUGAACCCCGCAAGCCUCAGAUUUUCCAGGGGAGGGGGGCAGAUAGGCCUAUACUUAAAGUAUACUAAGUAUACUUUGUCACUAUUAAACCACACCAAAAAUUCAGGGUGCUGGUCCAGGUCCGGUAAGCCACACUGAGAGUGCAGGCUGGGGAAGAGCUCAUCUCAGCUCACUAAAUGCAAGCAUAAGGAAAAGAAAAUGUCCCAGGUGCCGCACAUCCAACAAAACCCCAAUGAUAUCUGUAGUGAAAAGCAGCCUCAGCCCAGACUCCAUCCAGGUCAUGCCUCCAACGUGUUUCGCUUCAGUCACGAGGCUUAGUCAUGGAGCUCAUGAGCAGCUGAGACUGCUCUUACUACAGAUACAGCUGGGUUUAACACUUAACCGUCGGCUAAUGAACCCAUUUCACCAAUGGACUGUUCUAGAGGUUGCCGUAGGCUAAUGAACCCAUUUCACCAAUGGACUGUUCUAGAGGUUGCCGUAGGCUAAUUAACCCAUCUCACCAAUGGACUGUUCUAGAGGUUGCCGUAAGCUAAUGAACCCAUUUCACCAAUGGACUGUUCUAGAGGUUGCCGUAGGCUAAUGAACCCAUUUCACCAAUGGACUGUUCUAGAGGUUGCCGUAGGCUAAUGAACCCAUUUCACCAAUGGACUGUUCUAGAGGUUGCCGUAGGCUAAUGAACCCAUUUCACCAAUGGACUGUUCUAGAGGUUGCCGUAGGCUAAUGAACCCAUUUCACCAAUGGACCUUUCUGUAGGGUGCUGAACCCAUCUCACCAAUGGACUUUUCUGUAAGCUGCUGAACCCAUCUCACCAAUGGACCUUUUUAUAGUUUGAUAUGUACAACUCUAACCAUUUCACCGGAGACGCCUGCAGAAAACUCUGGCCAUCACAUAUAUAGACCGUAUCACAAAAGAGGAAAUCUCGAAACGCUGUGGUAUACAGAGGCUAAAAGAUCGGAGGCUACCCGACCCCUGCCUAACCAAAAUUGCAAUGUGCUGGAUGCCACCACACAAGGAAGACCACCAACAACUUGGUGGUCCACAUUUAAAACCAUCCUGAAAGCCAUUGAGGUUCAAUGGGACGAGGCUGAGCUGGUCACACCUGACAAAAUUCGAUGGAAAGCACUUACUGCCCAAUGCGCCAAAUUGCGUAAGAGGAACUAAGUCUAAUGCCGCGUACACGCGAUCAUUUUUCGGCAUGAAAAAAAAUCGUUUUUAAAAAAAAUGUAA